AUGGCGUCGGCCGGCAGGAAUACGUUGACGUCAUCGGGGUCGGGCAAGAUCGAGCAGGCGAAUCUGGUGGCGGUGCGAUUCGAGUUCAAAAUUCAUCUCGUCGAGCUGCGCGGGUGGCUGCGCGCCUCCCCUCCUCUCAUCAUCCGCUGGCAGCGCGGCGACAGCCGGGCGGGCCUCUCCGCGCCCGUGUGGCCCCCCGCUGACGCCCCCCUUGUGCCGCUCCACCACACCUUCCGGGUACGCUGCGGUAGGAGGGGCAGCGGGAGGGACACUGGGGGGCGCGGGACAAGUGUGGGUGCUGUGUGGGGGCGAGUGGCACUCGGCAGUCACACAUGCGCCCCCCACUCAGCAACAAACCCCUCUCCACCCUCGCCCACGCUGCAUGCACCUUCCAUCUCCCCCACCUUCCAUCUCCCCCACCUUCCAUCUCCCCCACCUUCCAUCUCCCCCACCUUCCAAUUCAAAUUCAAAUUCUCAGUGCAUUCGCAUUCUCCCUCUCUCCCUCCCCCACUCCCCUCCCCAUUCUUCUCCCCCUCUCUAAACCGUCCCCUUCUCAUCCCUCUCCUCACUCUUCCUUCCCCACCUUCCUCCCCCCCAUUCCCGCACACCAUUCCCCACCUUUCGCCCCCUUUCCCCCCCAUUCUUCCCGUUCCCCACUCUUUCCCCCUCUUUCCCCCUUUUCCCCCCUCUUUCCCCUUUUUCCCCUCUUUUCCCCCUCUUUUCCCCCUCUUUCCCCCUCUUUCCCCCAUUAUCCCAGUGACGCUGUACAGGGAGAGGGGAGCCCCCACGGCGCCCUACCUGCGCAAGGCAGCCACCUUCACACUCCACCACGCGCUACCCGCCGCCGCCGCCCACCCAAGCCACCCACCCGAUGCACCAUCCGAGCCUGCCUUCCAGGCUGGGCCCGAGCCUCUGGGGCGGGCGCAGCUGGACCUGGCUGAGCUGGCGGACUGUGACGGGGUGGUGGAGCGCCGCCUCAAAGUGGCGCCCGGGCCCGCCAUGCUGGCUGACGUGGCGGCUGCUGAGAGGCCGGCGGGGGCGGUGCUGGUGGUGAGCGUGGAGUGCGUUGGGAAGAAGCUCAGCCGCGAGGCCGCCGCUGAGGAGGCCCACAUCGAGAGGGUGGGCGUGGGAUGGGGGGUGGAUGAUAGCAUUGGAGAAGCAGUUGGGUUGGGUGAGGGGGAGUGGAUGCGAUGGGUGGAGGGUUGGGAGAAUAUAGAGUGGUGA
Molecule: messenger RNA, 1224 nt
Organism: Closterium sp. Naga37s-1
Lineage: Eukaryota; Viridiplantae; Streptophyta; Zygnematophyceae; Desmidiales; Closteriaceae
Source: the annotation of a GenBank genome assembly